AUGGUGGGAUUUUAUUGGUGGUUGGCGUUGCUGAUGCUGGUGAGCUUUACAGGAGAUGUAAAGAGCUCAGUGUUUUACCAGAAGAAUAAAGCAAACAGAGUGCUGAGAAUUCAGAAACGUGCAAACUGGUUCUGGGAAGAGGUGAAGGCAGGAUCUCUGGAGCGAGAGUGCUAUGAGGAAUCCUGCUCAUUUGAGGAAGCAGGAGAAAUUUAUAAAUCCAGUGAGAGAACUCUGGAGUUCUGGUUCUUGUACAAAAAUCUGAAUCCUUGUAACUUGUCGCCAUGCCGCAAUGAUGGUUUGUGUAAAGUCUCGGGCUACAAACACAUCUGCCUCUGCCCUCCCCUGUGGAAAGGAAAAUAUUGUGAAAUAGGGAAUCUGGAUUGUGACUAUAAAAAUGGCUACUGUCAGCAGUACUGCAACAUUGACAAGGCAACUCAAAUGGCAAAAUGCAGCUGUGCAGAAGGUUAUCAACUGAAUGAAGAUCAAAAGACCUGUGUUAAAAAUGUUACAUAUCCAUGUGGGACGAUACCUUUAUAUGGAUUACAAACUCGCUCGUUGGAGGAGGAACUUGCCCUCAAUGAAACAGACACGGACUCUGACUACUUAACAAAGUUAAAUUACACUGAAUCAAAUAUCUGGAAGCGCAUUGUUGGUGGAAAUCUUUGCAGACGAGGUUUUUGUCCUUGGCAGGUGUUGAUAAAUAAUCAAAAUGAUGAUGGCUUCUGUGGUGGGACUUUGAUUAACAGUCGUUGGGUUGUCACUGCAGCCCACUGCUUUGACGUGGUGCUGCCGCAUUCAGUUACGGCAGGUGAAUUUGACAAACUUCGAACGGAGCUCUGGGAGGAGAAGGUGUUAGUGAAGAAGUUUCUGAUCCAUCCUCAGUAUGACCCAAUAAGAUAUGACAAUGACAUUGCCCUUCUGUACUUGAAUCAGCCUGUGAAUUUUAGUACUUCCAUUGCUCCAAUUUGUCUGCCCAACCACAACCUGGGUCAGCUCCUGCUGCAGGAUGGGAAAGUGGGGACGGUGAGUGGCUGGGGCCUGACCCACAAAGGAGGCAGGUCAUCCCGAUUCUUGAGGAGAGUCCAACUUCCAUACGUUGAACAGGAGGUUUGCAUACAAUCAACAAAUUUGUCAGUUACAGAUAAUAUGUUCUGUGCUGGGUACAAAGAUGACUAUAUGGAUUCCUGUCAAGGCGAUAGCGGGGGACCCUAUGCAGUGUUAUAUCGACAAACAUGGUAUUUGAUUGGCAUAAUUAGUUGGGGUGAGGGCUGCGCCAGAGCAGGAAAAUAUGGUGUCUACACUAGGGUACCUGGUUACUUAUCGUGGAUAUAUGACACUUUGUCAGAGUACAGCCACUGA
Carcharodon carcharias (great white shark) is the source of this 1359-nucleotide messenger RNA. RefSeq names its product coagulation factor X. NCBI's taxonomy places the organism in Eukaryota, Metazoa, Chordata, Chondrichthyes, Lamniformes, Lamnidae. The record is from RefSeq and is a predicted model, not a curated record. Gene Ontology annotation, molecular function: calcium ion binding; serine-type endopeptidase activity. The transcript is spliced from 8 exons. The coding region runs from base 1 to 1359 and encodes 452 amino acids. Gene Ontology annotation, biological process: blood coagulation; proteolysis. Gene Ontology annotation, cellular component: extracellular region.